AUGGACAUGGUGGGAUGCCACACACUACGGAGUCGUGGCACAAAUGAUGUUUUUGCCUAUUUUUCUAUAUAUUCCUAUCCAAUGAAGAAGAAAAAGGUUGCAAUGGGCUCCACACGCACUCGCCAAAGGUUGGUUCACACUUUUAAAGUGGACGAAGCCUCCGAAUAUGAGCGAAAUCAGUCUGUUGCUGAGAAGUGGGCAACUGCAAUCAAGUGCCUGAUUCAAGAUAUCCCAAUCUCCAGUGACAUCGAAAUUACUCCGGAUCUCCAGCCCAGAGCCCGGCGAUUAUUGCUAUUACUGAAUCCUUGUGGUGGACGCGGCAAUGCCCUACAGCAGUGUCACGCACACAUUUUGCCCAUAAUUACUGAAGCAGAUAUCAGCUACAAUCUCGUACAAACAGAGAGGCAAAACCAUGCUCGAGAACUGGUACAGGCUAUCAAUUUGGAAGAAUGGGAUGGU
This is a messenger RNA of Staurois parvus, 459 nucleotides long. Lineage: Eukaryota; Metazoa; Chordata; Amphibia; Anura; Ranidae. The record is from the annotation of a GenBank genome assembly.